GACUAUCAUACGACAUGUGUGUUAGUCUUUUUGGAAAUAACGUGUUCAACAAUGUUGAAGACGAGAGAUCUCAAAAACAAAAAAUAUAUUCCACGGCGAGAAGUAAACCGCAAAACACGGAAUUGAAAAUUGUGAGUGCAUCAGCAAAACGAUUUUAUUUUCAAGAUGAAGAUAGUGCAUGAUGUUUUUUGUUCUAGGAUGUAAAAACCUUGUUUUCUUUUCGAGAAGGUAUAGCGAAGAAGACGCAUACGCUUCUAGGUACAGUAUACAGCAUGCAUCUAGCGAAAUUUCGAUUUUUUAAGCCCUCUUCUACCAUCCUUUUAUGCAGCAAAGCACCGUGGAUCUUCCCUGUUAAUACGUUUUGCACCCCCUUUGCUUUGAUUUACAUUAUCCACGGCUGAUGAUGAAUGUGUCCUCGCUUUUCAACAUCGUUCGUGUAUGAUCAUUUUCGUUUCGUGAGUCGCUCUGGGCGAUAUAAUCACGACGAUGAAUAGUUCGUAUUCGGUGUGAUCUAUCUUAAGUAGCGCAAAAUCGAUAGAAAUCCAUUGACAACCGUGGGACGAACACUGUUGAGAUAGCGACUGAAAAUGAGCAGCGGUAGCAACAGUGGUGAGCGUGAGCGUUCAUCUACGGCUGGGGCCGGUCGUACGCAAGUAGACUCGGCAGACGAUGCAUCAAGAAGUGGCGAUGUUGAAGGCACUCCUCCAGAUGCUUCUCAGCAACAGCAAAACCCAGAGCAUUACGAUUUCUUGUUUGCAGCUCCUGCAGCGUCGUCUUCGCAAGGCCUGGAUGGAACCGCUCAUGGCGUCUUGUCCGAUGAAACGGGAGAUACGGCCUGGAGUUGGACGCAGGAGCAAGAGGAGGGUGGUCCCUUUGGUCCAGGGGAAGCAAGUGUGUUUCGGAACACUACAACAGGGACCACGACAUCAAAUCGAAUCGAUCAUACGAACACAGCAAACAAGGGUGGCAAAUAUGGCACUGAGCAGGCGUCAUCUUCGUCCUCGUCUUUCGGGUCCUCCUCCUCGUCUUCUUCUUCUAGUAGAUCCGCCCCUCAGAGCGUUGGAGAAAGAGGAAGCGGGGCGUAUGAUGCGCAAAAAAAGCCAACGACAAAUAGAAAUAUCGAGCCCUCGUCGAAAACGAACCAGACAAACAGCACUGGUCAAACGAACUCCACAGGGUCUGAGGAAAGGCCUUCAUUUUUUGCGAGUCUUUUCGGGGGUUCAUCCUCCAGCAGCUUGGGGAAAUACACCAGCUCUUCCUUCUCGUCAGGCAGCGAGGGCGCCACCCAUGAUACCAGCAGCCUCAAGGCUUCCGCAUCCGAUUGCAGUCACAAGUCGUCCCAAUAUAGUUGCGCUCACACCGGUGUAUCGACAUGCUCUCACCACGGAGUCGGCACUGGUGCAACAACAAUCCACGGAGGCGGUAGUGCGGGCUUUCAUGCCUAUCCACCCAGCCCUGCUUCAUCUCCACCUGGCGCAGUAGAUGGCCACUCCUCUGCUACUUUUACUGGUCCUCCCCCCGGUGAUCCGGAGGAUGGCAUCGCGGAUGACUGUCCGAUUUGCUUCGAGGCGAUCGAUCCCGCUGAGGCAGUGAUGCGAUGCAAAACACGACCAAAAGCACACUUUUUCCAUGCGCAUUGUCUCCAAAGUUGGAUUCAAACCGCGAGAGCGCAGAGAAUGCGGCCUACCUGUCCUAUUUGUCGCAACAGCGUGGAGUUUAACGCCCGAAACCUGAACGAAUUUCUCCACAACCAGUCCGGAACAAGCACAUUGACCGAAGAAGAAAGAGGCUUCUUCCAGUCGAUAUACGCAAACCUCGACGAAUCAAUCAAAGAAGGGUAAUAUUUCAGGUUUCCCGAUAACAUGGUCAUGAUGAUCAUCAUUUUACUGCUUCAAUGAGAAGGACGAAGAUCGAGAACUGAGAUAAUUUUUCAAAACGAUACUACACGAUCAAGAGUAUCUUAGUUGUGGAACAUAUUAUAGAUCGGCUUCUUGUUUACUUGAUCAAUUACGCAUGACUCUGACUUUUUAUACCCCAGGUGGGCCCAAGUGAACUGGGAUAAUGUAACGUACGCUGGCGGGCUCAUCGCGUGCUUUGGUUGGGGUUUUUACAGUGGUUACAACUACGAUCGGUAUUACAUUCCAAUCGAGAUCGUCCCACAACAAAACGACAAUCGAAUUGCGCAGAGUGCUGGGUGGCUUGCAGGCAUGCUUGUCCGAGAACUAAAAAGGUGGAACGACCGAAAAAACAGCAAAGAUGAUGACUGAUAGAAAAUUUUUUGGUGUUGUCCUCCUAUGCCCGCAACAUACAUCUCGGGCUGGCACACGACAGGCUACUGCUAGAACGCGGACGACAGGGCAACGGCAAGGCAUUCAUCACCUUCGAAAAGAGUAGGUGUGAUCAUGCUGCUAGAAGUAGAAACGGAGGAAAGACGCCACCACCACCAGCAAUGGCACUUGUUUUUUGGCGAAGCAAGUACUACAUGCUAGCAAAAUAGAGGACGGUGUGCCUGCAGUUCGCUCCAGGAAUAAGGCAAAGCAGAGCGCGUCUCGACGGCAACAUCGAUUUCGUUGGUCUUCAGUGGGCAGCGCGAUGCGACUCACUGGGCGAAUGUACAUACAAGCACCACACUCGAGGCAAGACACCAGCAGCACUAUGGAACGCCAGGGAGACAGUGGCACGAGCACGUUAACUCUGGAUAAAUGCAAUAAACAUUCUUUAUACUAUCAACGGGCGUCUUCACCAGACAACUACAAUAGUUGCCUUGUCGUGAUGCAGAUUAUAUGACACAUACUAACUUAGCUGUCUAAUAUCGUUUUCUCCUGCGACAUGUGGAUGUGCAUGUCUCAACAUUUCUCCGAAUAAUGUGCAGAACUGACGGGCACUGGUUCAAACAAACGUCCUGGAUCUUGCUUUGUCAUUGAUGCCAAUGAUCAAUAAACAGAGCAUGUAAGAAGUAAGCUUCUUUGAUUUAACGACACUUGCGCAAGACGUCGACGGGUAG
Molecule: messenger RNA, 3004 nt
Organism: Amoebophrya sp. A25
Lineage: Eukaryota; Dinophyceae; Syndiniales; Amoebophryaceae
Source: the annotation of a GenBank genome assembly